AUGAAAAAGCGUGACGAGAAUUCUCAACUCGAGAUGUUAAAAGGUGCAAAAUCAAUGGGUGUCGGAGCUACUACAAUUGCUUCAGCGAGAGCUGCUAUCAGUAUUGGAAACGUCUUUAGUUCCUCGAUUCAUUCCAUGGUGCGAAAUCCAUCAUUGGCUAAACAAUCAUUUGGUUAUGCCAUUUUGGGCUUUGCUCUAACCGAAGCUAUUGCAUCGUUUGCCCCAAUAAUGGCUUUUCUGAUCUCAUCCGUAUUCCGAGCGGCACACAAUCCCUGGUCAACGACGGGGUUUGACUCUGGUCACAUUGACGAUGAUGACAGGCUGUCAUUCAUGCACCGUUAUAAGGCUAAGGCUAUAAUAGUUGGAGUUGUUGAGAACCUUUAUUCUCUGGAUGUGCUUGUCCGCCUUCUCGAGUCUGUAGACUUGCUUCCUAAAGCCCCACCCUUUAAGGGGCUGCCUAUCUGUGAUCAACUUCUUGACUUUUGUUUGAGCCUUUUCUUUGCUUAUUCGGGCCUCAACACCGAAGUUCAUCCCGAGGCCGAGGUACGUAGUGACGUCUCUUGCUGGGCCUUUGAUAAGGAAUGUAUUCGGGCCUCAACACCGAAGUUCAUCCCGAGGCCGAGGUACGUAGUGACGUCUCUUGCUGGGCCUUUGAUAAGGAAUGGUCAGUUUGUUAGUCUUAAUCUAGUGACUGGCCUUGCUCCGAGCGAUAUUCGAAGAGCAAACUCCUGCAAACCAUUGGUGAAAACACCAAUUCAUGUACAUAAAAGUGGGAAAGGAAAAGCCCGGGUUUCUACCAUCCAAUCAAUCAAAAGAGAGACAGAAGUGGGAUUACUGGACAUCAGUAAGGAUGACACUCGAAUACAACCUUAUCCACCGAAACAAGAGGACGUCUUCUUUGACGCGGUGGAUGUCUUUCUUGAAAAAGUUGUUGCCAGAUUUAGGCAAUCGACCUUGAUAGUAUGUUUUCCAUUAGCUAUUGGCCUCACUAUUUGGUGGGCUGGAAUGCCUGAGUUUGUAAUUGAUUGGGUGCCUGAAUGCUGCCUAGAUCAUAAAUGGAUCAAGAUAUGGAAAGGGAUAAUGGAAAUAUCUAUCGUAUUACAACAAGGUGUUCUCGAUGAGAAUGGUACCAUAGGGGGCAUUCCCAUGACUGACCUGGUCAACUCAGAAUCAAGAGAAUACUUUGAAAGAACAACCUUCGAUCCCCUAGAUAUAAAGAAAAGACAUAACAGAAAGGUUACUAUUGCGGUACUCUUUGUUGCCUAUUUAGCAUUAGCCUUGAGUUGCGAAGAAGCAUUGCAGGUAGUAGCUCAUAUACCAGUCGAAGAGUUAAUGGUGUAG
Messenger RNA from Ilex paraguariensis (yerba mate), 1341 nucleotides. The record is from the annotation of a GenBank genome assembly. NCBI's taxonomy places the organism in Eukaryota, Viridiplantae, Streptophyta, Magnoliopsida, Aquifoliales, Aquifoliaceae.